Trichoderma reesei QM6a is the source of this 612-nucleotide messenger RNA. RefSeq lists its product as uncharacterized. Lineage: Eukaryota; Fungi; Ascomycota; Sordariomycetes; Hypocreales; Hypocreaceae. The coding region runs from base 1 to 612 and encodes 203 amino acids. The transcript has a single exon. The record is from RefSeq and is a predicted model, not a curated record.
AUGUCUCAACCGACCACGCCAACCACCCCUCCAGCCAAAGAGCCCAACCCUUGCGACAUCUCGAGGGCGGCCAAACAAGGCCUGGAAGACAUUAUCAGGCUAAACAACCUCGACUCGGCCAUUGUCGGUCCAUCAAAUAUAGAUAGAGCUCAAGUUCCCCUGAAGACAUGGGAGAGCGCAUCCAAAGACCCCGAAAAGUUGAUUGCAUUAGCCUCCGAGAUGCACCGGCGAGUCUUUGUGGACACAAAGUAUGCCGAAGCCUUGAAGCGGAUGGAGGAGUUGACGGCCAUCGAAUUCACGUCAGGAUACGGCGACUAUCUUGCAAGCAGCCUGCAAGAGGUGCAGAAAAGCUUGCGUCGGCUGGCGGCCGUAGCACCUGACUUUGCCGGUAAACUUGGGCAAUGCACACCGAACGAGGCGUUGAGUCUUCCCCAACAAGUUCAAGAGAAAGCUCUUGCCUUCUAUAAAAGACGCAUCGAUGGUCAGAGGUCCUGGCUCCGGCUUCAUAGUGAACAGGGUGUGAUGGAAACCACCACAGAUUUGUCAAAGGGGGAGGCAUCCGGGGGAGUCACCGAUGCUGUAUCUGCUCCAGGUCCUUGCUGGAUUGAAUGA